Aphanomyces astaci is the source of this 363-nucleotide messenger RNA. RefSeq lists its product as hypothetical. Lineage: Eukaryota; Oomycota; Saprolegniomycetes; Saprolegniales; Verrucalvaceae. The record is from RefSeq and is a predicted model, not a curated record. The coding region runs from base 1 to 363 and encodes 120 amino acids. The transcript is spliced from 2 exons.
AUGGCCGACCGGAUCCAAGUGCUGGAGGAGCUCCAGUGCAUCACUUGCUACGAUUGUCUGUACAUCGAUCCUGGGCAUUGCCUCUGCCCUUCUUGUGUUGGUUUCAUGACGAGGAAUCGGUCCGUGGGCCGCAGGGCAAAAACCCGAAGCGGGACCAAAGGGGGCGCCUUCCAAGCGGCCAUCGCUUCGUUCGCGCGAUACCAACAGCUCCACCACAUGGCCAACCAAAGUCAUGGUGAACUUUGUCAUGUGGAAUAUGGAGCGCACCUCGACGAUCGAGGACGCCCCCGGGCAGCCAUCCGCGAACAACCAAAGGAGCCUGGACUCGGCGACGAGGGUGGUAAACCUUCAUGCGACAGAUGA